GGAUAAGCAGUAAGUGUGCGUUCACCGUGACUAUUACGAGCCCUUUAUUUAUAAAGUCGAGUAUUUAUUUAUGAAUAAUAAAUAUUAAUAAUAACUAACAAUGUCUUUCGCGCUGGGAAUGUGCGAAACUCCAGGGUGUAAGUCGGUGGCUAGUCUUCAGUGUCCAACUUGCCUGAAAAUUGGCAUCCAGGGAUCAUACUUUUGUAGUCAGGAUUGCUUCAAAGGAAGUUGGAAAAUUCAUAAAGUCAUUCAUGAAAUUGCCAAAGGUGAUACUAAAAAAUCAUCAUCCGAUGAGUACAAUCCAUGGCCAUCAUACCAUUUCACGGGUAAAUUGCGUCCAUACCCGACACAUCCAAAGCGACAAGUGCCAGAAACUCCCAAAAUAACGCGACCAGAUUAUGCGGACCACCCAAAAGGUAUUCCGAUAAGUGAGCAAGCUGUCAGGGGAUCAUCUCAAAUAAAAAUCCUAGAUGAUGAGGAGAUCGAGGGGAUGCGAGUCGCCUGCAAACUGGGUCGCGAGGUCCUCGACGAAGCUGCCAAAGUCUGCGAUGUCGGAAUUACAACCGCGGAAAUAGACCGGGUUGUCUAUGAAGCUUGUAUCGAAAGAGACUGCUACCCUUCACCGCUCAACUAUCAUCAAUUUCCAGCUAGUUGUUGUACAUCUGUUAACGAGGUGAUUUGUCAUGGAAUUCCCGACACUAGGCCGCUACAGGAUGGCGACAUUUGUAAUGUCGAUGUCACGGUUUAUCACAACGGCUUUCACGGAGAUCUCAACGAGACCUUUUUAGUCGGUAAUGUUAAGCCCGAAAUUAAAAAACUGGUUGAAGUAACUUACGAGUGCUUGGCAAAAGCUAUUGAGAUUGUUAAGCCGGGGGAGAAAUACAAAGAAAUUGGUAACAUUAUCCAAAAACACGCACAGGCUCAUGGUUUCAGUGUCGUGCGUAGUUAUUGUGGUCAUGGAAUACAUCGAUUGUUCCAUACUGCUCCCAGUGUUCCUCAUUAUGCUAAAAAUAAAGCAGUGGGUGUCAUGAAAGCAGGUCAUUGUUUCACGAUCGAGCCGAUGAUAUCCCAGGGCACUUGGCGUGAUGAAAUAUGGCCUGACCAUUGGACCGCCGUGACGACCGAUGGACAGUGGUCAGCCCAGUUUGAGCAGACUCUUCUUGUCACCGAGUCUGGCUGUGACAUUUUAACGAAGCGUCGUACAAACGAUGGCCGUCCGUGGUUCAUGGAUCAAUUGAAGAAAUAGGCAAGGCAGUCUUGAAGUUAAUCACCCCGACCAUGUGUUGUUUAUUGAUUCAAAAAAAUAUUUAAAAUUACUUUCUGCCUGGCAUUUUUCAUAAAAAUUAUAAUAAUUUCCCACAAUAACGAUUUGUGCCUUCCCAAAUAAUUUUUUUUUACCACGUUAAAGAUUUUUUUCAAUGUUUAUAAUCGACUAUAAAUGCAAUUAUAAAUAAAUAUUAACAAUUUAAUUAAUAAA
This is a messenger RNA of Cotesia glomerata, 1477 nucleotides long. RefSeq names its product methionine aminopeptidase 1. Gene Ontology annotation, biological process: proteolysis. The transcript is spliced from 5 exons. Gene Ontology annotation, molecular function: metalloaminopeptidase activity. The record is from RefSeq and is a predicted model, not a curated record. Lineage: Eukaryota; Metazoa; Arthropoda; Insecta; Hymenoptera; Braconidae. Bases 101 to 1246 code for a protein of 381 amino acids.